This is a messenger RNA of Eruca vesicaria subsp. sativa (arugula), 2682 nucleotides long. NCBI's taxonomy places the organism in Eukaryota, Viridiplantae, Streptophyta, Magnoliopsida, Brassicales, Brassicaceae. The record is from the annotation of a GenBank genome assembly.
UUCGAUUCUUUGAACACAACAGAGAAUCUUUUUCUUCAUUUGACGGGAAGCCACCACAUCUGUGGCGGCGUUUCCGUGUUCUUUACGUUAUCUCUUUAUCUUCCACAUAAAACCACAUUUUAUCUUCUUCAUAGACAAGUUCUUAUCUCUCCUUCCCCUGCUUUAUCUCUCUCUCUCUGUCUGUAUAAGCAAACCGACAAGAUGACGAUUACAUCAAGUAUCUCUGUCCAAAACGACAACCUUGUUGUCCAAGGGAAGACUAUCCUCACCAAAAUCCCUGACAACAUUAUCCUUACUCCGGUCACCGGUUCUGAGUUAGUCUCCGGCGCUUUUAUUGGCGCAACUUUUGAACAAAGCAAGAGUCUUCAUGUGUUCCCCAUCGGUGUCUUGGAGGGUCUUCGGUUUAUGUGUUGUUUCCGGUUUAAACUAUGGUGGAUGACACAGAGAAUGGGAACCUGUGGGAAAGACAUUCCUUUAGAGACACAGUUCAUGUUAUUGGAGAGUAAAGAUGAGGUUAAUGGUGAUGAUGCUCCUACUGUUUAUACUGUCUUUCUACCUCUACUUGAAGGCCAGUUCAGAGCUGUUCUGCAAGGAAAUGAGAAGAAUGAGAUUGAGAUUUGUCUUGAGAGUGGUGAUAAGGAGGUGGAAACUAGUCAGGGAACACACCUUGUUUAUGUUCAUGCUGGGACUAAUCCCUUUGAAGUUAUCACGCAAUCCGUAAAGGCUGCAGAGAGACACAUGCAGACAUUUCAUCAUCGUGAGAAGAAGAAGCUACCUUCUUUUGUAGACUGGUUUGGCUGGUGUACAUGGGACGCGUUCUACACAGAUGUGACUGCAGAGGGUGUUGAUGAGGGUCUUAGAAGUCUUUCAGAAGGAGGUACACCUCCUAGGUUUCUGAUCAUAGAUGAUGGUUGGCAACAAAUAGAAAACAAAGAGAAAGAUUCAAACUGCGUUGUCCAAGAAGGAGCACAGUUUGCUACUAGGCUAGUUGGUAUCAAGGAGAAUGCAAAAUUCCAGAAAAAUGAUCCUAAGGACACGCAAGUAUCAGGGCUUAAGAGUGUUGUUGAUAAUGCAAAGCAGCGUCAUAAUGUCAAGCAAGUUUACGCGUGGCACGCUUUAGCUGGCUACUGGGGUGGAGUGAAACCCGCUGCUUCCGGUAUGGAACACUACGACAGUGCAUUAGCAUAUCCAGUCCAGUCCCCAGGUGUCUUAGGGAACCAACCAGAUAUAGUCAUGGACAGCCUCGCGGUUCAUGGUCUUGGUCUUGUCAACCCUAAGAAAGUGUACAACUUCUACAACGAGCUGCACUCCUACUUAGCCUCUUGUGGUAUAGAUGGAGUCAAAGUUGAUGUGCAGAACAUCAUUGAAACUCUUGGUGCUGGUCUUGGUGGGAGAGUGUCUCUAACACGCAGCUACCACCAGGCCUUAGAAGCUUCCAUUGCUAGGAACUUUAAAGAUAAUGGGUGCAUUUCUUGCAUGUGUCACAACACGGAUGGGUUGUAUAGUGCGAAACAGACUGCUAUUGUUAGAGCGUCUGAUGAUUACUAUCCUAGAGAUCCUGCUUCUCACACUAUACACAUAGCAUCAGUUGCUUAUAAUACUCUUUUCCUUGGAGAGUUUAUGCAACCUGACUGGGAUAUGUUCCAUAGUUUACACCCAACUGCAGAGUACCAUGCUGCAGCACGUGCAGUAGGUGGAUGUGCAAUCUAUGUCAGUGAUAAGCCAGGCAACCACAACUUUGAUCUAUUGAGGAAGCUGGUUCUUCCUGAUGGUUCUGUACUUCGUGCUAGGCUUCCUGGUAGGCCAACACGUGACUGCUUAUUCGCUGAUCCAGCUAGAGAUGGAAUCAGCUUGCUUAAGAUUUGGAAUAUGAAUAAGUUUACUGGUAUAGUUGGUGUAUUCAACUGUCAAGGUGCUGGUUGGUGCAAGGACAUAAAGAAGAACAGGAUUCAUGAUAAUUCUCCUGGUACACUCACUGGUUUGGUCCGUGCGGAGGAUGCUGAUCUUAUCUCUGAAGUGGCUGGUCCUGAUUGGAGUGGAGAUUCAAUAGUCUACGCUUACAAAUCAGGGGAGCUGGUUAGACUACCAAAGGGUGCCUCCAUCCCUCUCACUCUCAAAGUCCUUGAAUAUGAACUCUUCCACAUCUCUCCUUUGAAGGAAAUCACUGCAAGCAUCUCGUUCGCACCUAUUGGACUCUUGGACAUGUUCAACUCAAGUGGGGCUAUUCAGUCUAUGGAUAUCAAUACCGUGACAGACCAAAAACCUGAGGUCACUUCUUCUUCAGUGGUCAGCGAAAACCGUUCUCCAACAGCUCUGAUCUCUCUCAGCAUUAGAGGUUGUGGUCGUUUUGGAGCUUUCUCUUCUCAGCGUCCACUAAGAUGUGCCGUUGAUAGCACCGAGACUGAGUUCAACUACGAUGCAGAGGUUGGACUUGUGACGUUGAAUCUGCCUUGGACGAAGGAAGAAAUGUUCAGAUGGCAUGUUGAGAUUCUGGUGUAAGCGAGAGAAGCCUUGGUGUACUUGUUGGCUCGGGUUAUUAUUCUUUUACUACCAUUUUGUUAUUCAGCAUGUUGUAUUGUUGUUAUAGAUGUUUUGUAGUAGUGGACUAGUAGUAUCUUCGCUUGUAAUAAAUGUAAUCUUGUUCUGUCCUUGUAGUUCUUUUGGUUCAAGAUGAAAUGGUCA